AAAAUCUUGGCUAGAAAUAGUGAAUCAUUUCCAGGUCACUUUCAACAUGGAGAGUGGAGCAGGGAAGCACUGGACUGAGGAGGAGGUUAAAGCCUUGUUAAGCGUCUGGUCAGAAAAAAAUAUCAGAAAGCAACUGCACGGCACCCUGAGGAAUAAAGGAAUAUUUAUCUACAUUGCUAAAAGGUUACAGGAGUUGGGAGUGUGCAGGGACUGGAAACAGUGCCGUGCAAAGUACAAAAACCUGAAGUACGAAUACAGAACGGUUAAAUAUGCCCACAACUCUGGGGAUGUCACUAAAACCAUGAAGUUUUUCCAUGAUCUGGAUGCCAUAUUGCGAUAUGAGCCUGUCACACAAUUAGCAGCAGAAGAGAACGGCAGGUGUUCUGCGACUGAGACGCAGCUGAACACAAGCCCCACAACAGACAGCGCACAAGGUGAACUAUCUGUUUCUUUAGAAGAUGAUGAGGAUGCUCCAGGAGAUCCACUACUCUUUAUGUCUCAUGUCAGACCAGUUCAACUAGGUAAUCCAGCGUCAGCAAUAGAGGCUUCCAAACCACUGGCUUUUAUUCCAACAGUAGCAAAUGAAGGAGGAAAACACUGGACUGUUAAUGAAGUCAGAGCUUUGAUACGCAUAUGGUCAGACAAAAAUAUCCAGCAACAACUGGAGGGGACAGUGAGAAAUAAAAGAAUAUUUGAACAGGUUGCUGCUAGACUUCAAAAGUUUGGAAUUGACAGGGACUGGAAGCAGUGCAGGACAAAAUAUAAAAAUCUGAAACAUGAAUACAAGAGUGUAAAAAGUGCCCAAGACUCAGGGAGUACAAGUAAAAGUAUGAAAUUUUUUAAUGAACUGGAUGCUAUUCUGGGGCACUGCACCAUGGAACAAGCAAGUAAAUCAGAUAAUGAUGAAAGUGAGAGGCCUCCAGAAUGGACAGAAGCAAAAUCAGGAAAGGACUCCAUAGAAAUGCCUGGAGACACAGGUGAAGAGGAUUCUGUUAGUAAUAUGUCUGAAGACCUACAGGUUGCAGAUAUAAAGAAAGUUUCUGAUUCAGAUGAUGUUACUGUAAACACUACUCCAGAGAAUCGGGCCGCUCCUCAUAUAAUAAAAGAAACAGCUAUGACAAAAAUCCUUGCGGAUGAAGGGGACUUUGUCAACUCCACUCCAGCAGCUCUGGAAGCCACACAAAUAAAGAAGGAGACAAUUGACAUAGAUGAUGAUUCUAUAAGCACUACCUCAGAAGACAGAUCUUGUACACCAGUAGCAAAACAGAUGGUUGAAACAGACAAUCACAUUCACUUAGAAGAAGCACAGAAUCACUUUAAAGUUAUUACAGUUAAUGACACUGGAGCAGGAAAACACUGGAGUGAUAAUGAAGUUAGAGCUCUGAUAAACAUAUGGUCAGAUGAAAAGAUACAACAAAUGCUUGAAGGGGCCACAAGAAAUAAAGAAAUCUUUGAGGAAAUUGCCAGAAGGUUAAUGAAACGUGGCAUAGACAGAGACUGGAAACAAUGUCGCACAAAGUACAAGAACCUAAAAUAUGAAUACCGUGCACUCCAGAAAGAAAAUGAGCAUCUUGGAAAUCCCAGGAGAAAAAUGAGAUUUUACAAUGAAGUUGACUGUAUCUUAAGAAGACAACCUCUGGGUCCUUCAAGCUGGGGAUGUGAAAGUUCAAGUCUCCUAUCAGUGGGAGAUGUUACAGCAAAUACAGGAUCCUUGAGUAUCAAGAGAAAAGCAUGUAAUGAUGAGGUGUCACCUGUUCCACUCAAGAAAAGUGCCUCUGAAAACACCAUACUCCACUUCCAAAAGCUGUUAACAGAGAGAGCACACACAGUAACAGAAGGCAAAAAGUUGCUUUUAGAAAGGCUUUGUAAGCAGGAAGAAAUGCAAGACCUCAACAGAACACAGUUCUAUGCUGAUCCAUCAGCCAUAAAACAGGUUGGUUUAAUGAACUUUCUAUGAAAUUAGCAUGCAAAUAGAUUCUCUCGGGUAGUAAGAAAUGAAAUAAGUCUAAUUUACCCACAUGAGUACAUGCUUGCUUCCCUCCUUUAAUAUAGUCACCUUCAGUCACUUAUACUAAAAAGAAGAUAUGAGUUCCCAUCAUAAUCCUUAAUUAUGAGCUUUUAGCAGUAAUGUCAGUCUAAUUAAAGACACUACGUCUGCCUACAUGUCUCGGCUCACCUACAUGCCACAAUUAACAGGCUUAAUUGAAAGAAAAAAAUACUUUUAUUGAUCAAAGAAAACAUGUAGAGUUAAAAUUUCAUCCCAUAACUUACAGUUAUCAUCUCUAUGGUCCUCCUAACAACUGAGUCCUCUGCAAUUAACCAAACAGUUGAAGCCAUAAGAGAACUUCUUUUUGGUUAGGCAGGGCUGGUGGGCAAAAUACAAUUUUUAACUCCUUUGCUAGCAUUUACCCUCCUCCUAGCCUCUCCCCCUGCCUAUGCUGGUGUGAGGGAACAACCCCAUCUGCCCACAGAGGGCUUGCUGCUGUGCAGCAAUGAACUGGAGAAUUCAAUGAGCCAGAAAGAAAGUACACAGAGUUGAUGCCUAUGUAGAAGGGGCAAGCUUGGGUUCUGGGCCCUGUUCUGUACUGGGCAAGGGGUCUGCCUUGCCCAGUAACCACUGAAGUACAGAAAACAUAAAAACAGUGCAGGCAGCAAUGACAUGGUAAGAGACAAAUGCCAUCUCAUAACUGCUUCAGCAAAAUCUUACUACAUGCUGCUUCAUUUGGUGAUUGUGUAAGUACUCUACAGUCUGUAUUGCCUGGGAGGCAUGCAUUUGCAGGGUUUUCCUUUCAGUGUAUUUAAGCAAAACAACUCCCUUCUGGAUCUCAGUCAUGUUUGGGCAUAGACCUACACAGCCCUGCCAAAGCCAGGUUAGUUCUGGGCACACACAAGGGCACAACAGAAGUCAAACAGUCAAGUCCUUUUGCAGCAGCAACAGCCACCAGGUUUCUUUAUAUUCAGAGGCCUAAAUUAUACUCAAGUCCCUCUUCACAAAACCUUACACAAAAAUAUUACUGGAUAUAAUGCUUUAUUUCCUGCUCUAUGGUUAAUUAAUUUCUUGUCAAUUCUUUAAUUAGAGACAUUAUUAAGGCAAACACUUUCCACCAAGGUGGAUUUUAUCUGUCAUUUAUCUGUCAUUUUUAACACAAUUCUGAGAAAUCAAGAGAAAGAUCCCUAAAAAUCAGUUUUUUGAUCAUAUUCAUUUAUACAGUGACACAGGUAUACAGUUGUUCCAGUGUAUGCUCAUCUACCACUCUUCACAUUUUACAUUGAUUUCUCAGUAUAAACCUCCUUUGGCUUGUAAUACCAGUAUCAUCAUAAAAAUCUUUCUUCUCUCUCUAUGAGUUGGUUCAAAGCUACAUCCUUGAACUUGCAUAGUAUUACCUGCAUACAGAACUGCUGUCUUUGGUAGGAGGACAAGGUCUGUCCCUGUCAUCACAACAGUCGGGUAUAGAACAUGCU
Empidonax traillii (willow flycatcher) is the source of this 3462-nucleotide messenger RNA. Its product is annotated as trihelix transcription factor PTL. Lineage: Eukaryota; Metazoa; Chordata; Aves; Passeriformes; Tyrannidae. The transcript has 10 exons. The coding region runs from base 47 to 1957 and encodes 636 amino acids. The record is from RefSeq and is a predicted model, not a curated record.